CCUCUGUAUUUUAACUUUCAUUUCAACUUGUUUAUACACGUUAGACCAUCGAAAAGUGUAGUCUAACUUGCAUACGGCUAAAAUAAAAACUUACAGUUACAUAAAGAGAUAUUUUAAACUUAAUAUGGAAUAUAAAUGUUUUAUUUGGGUAAAUAUAUCCGUAAGGGUUUCUUACGAAGAUAGUCCUCCAGUUCUAGACAGAAUAAUUUAAGCCCUGUCCUUCAAAAAAAUGGCUGUGCGAAGUUCGAAGUUGUUCAAUUGUGAUCUUGUUUUAAAUCGAAAACAAUGCUAAGCUGCAAUGAAGUAACUUGUCUGGUUCGAUAUUUUAAAAAAAAAUACAAAAUGAGGAGGUAAUACUUUCUGAAUAGCACUUUUUUGAUAAAAUACUUUCAAUCUUCAAUUUAAUGAAGCCUUGAAUCCCAUUGUUGAAAGACACAUAACAGUCUAUAAUUUUCAAAUAACGGUCUGAUUUUAAAUUAUGACAAUUAACGAGUUUAAUUUUGAAAUAGUAAUUUGAUUGCAUUCGGAGAACGGGUUCAAUAUUGUUUCAAAACAAAUUAACCUCUUCUAGAAUGUUUUAAGUACAAUGUAAUUAGCAGGUUUUGCGAGGAACCGAACAGCCAUUCCUGGCCAAGCAAUCAACCGUUUUAAGCCUAUCUCUUCAGCACCUCGUUUUACCACUGCCUAUAGCAAAGAACAUAGCAAGAUGGCGUUUGCAGUUACCUUAAAAUGUAUUUAUAUCUGUUUGAUUCAAUUUGCGUGUUGUGAAAAGAGAUUUGUCUCAAAUGUCCUUGAUAAAACAAGGUCAUCCUGCCCAGAUAUGCCUAAGAAAGUCUACACAGUCACAAGUGAAAUGCAGUGCAUUCACAGAUGUAUGAGGAACAAAGAUUGCAGCACGAUAAACUACAGAAACGAGCAAAACGUCACAGAAAACUGUGAAGUGUUCAUUGGUGGCCACUGCGCGAAUAUGGAAGAUUCGGAGAAUUGGAGAACUAGUGUCAUUAAGAGCGAAUUAUCUCCAGCGGCUAAAGUUUUUAGGAGUUGCAAAGAAGUAUUUAUGGACAAAGAAAAUUCAGCAUCUGGGGUAUACCAUUUAGAAUCAGGCCCUCAUUUCUGCAACAUGAGUGAGAUUCCAAAUUGCGGAGGAGGUGGAUGGACUCUUGCGAUGAAAAUUGAUGGAACACAGAGUACAUUUUAUACUGACUCGCAGUAUUGGUCAAAUGAUGAAGUAUAUAAUACGAAGUUAGGGAUCCAUUCCUUCUAUGAAAACGAAGCAAAGUUCCCUGCCUUCAGCAAGGUUGCAUUUGACGAGAUCUGCAUUGGUAUGAAGGCAUCAUCUGUUGUGAAUUGGCUGCGUUUACCAGUAAAAAGUUCCUCCCUGCUUGCUAUUUUCAAACCUGGUACCUAUAUACAAACCAACCUUGGAAGGACGGCUUGGAAAAACUUGCUUCUGUUAUCAUCGUUGCAACGCAAGUGCAAUCGGGAAGGAAUCAAUGUGAAGAACUCAGCGGGUAAAAUCAAGGCAAGAAUCGGUCUGAUUGCAAACAAUGAAGAUGAUUGUCAUUCCGUCGAUUCGUUUCUUGGAUUAGGGAUUCCAACCAUCAUAUGUGGCAAUGAAGCAUGGACAAGCCCGUUUGUCGACAAUGGCCAUGUACGAAUCGUUGCAAUGGGCUUUGUACUUGUCAAAUGAACAUGUCCUUGGCUGAGAUAAUUUAUAACAGUCAGUGACUGAAUUUUUGCAUUAUACUCAAUAUAAAUCAUGUUUGAAACUGUGAAAAGACAUUAUCUAGAUAUACCAAUUUAUUAACAUCUUUGCAUACAGACAAGCAGACACUCGGACGGAAUAUGCUCUAGCCAUACUAAUAAGCAAGAUACAGUAUCUUGCUAUAAGCGAUACGUAAACUUGUGUGAUAAACAUAAUUUACUUUAUUGCCGAUUGCCGAUUUGAAACACUAGCAGAAUCUAUCCCUAACGACUUUUGCAGUUCAAUAGGAUAGGGCUUUGAGCAAAAUGAAGUCUUUUGAAAUAUUUGAUGCUAGGACCACAACAAGCUUAAGAAGUUCUUUGCUCUCGCGGGUAUUUGCACUUGCAAUUCUUUGCUCUCGCGCGUAAGGACAGUGGUACACUUCCCAGCAAACAGCAAUAUAUAGUGGAAUCCCGAUAUAACGAACUCCGAAGGGGACCAGAAAAUAGUUCGUUAUAUCGGGAAUUUGUUAAGCCGGGAGAAAACGUUUUUUAGGUUAUUUCGCAGUUAACGCCUAAAAAACCUGCGAUGGGCUUGUCUCAAACUUCUGUGCACAUUUAACUUUAAGAAACUAAGCUGAAUUCAAAUGUUUCUAAUGGUUAGACAUUGAAAAUGAAAAUCUUUAUUUUCCUCUUAUUAUUUGUGACCAAGAAAUUGCCAAAGCUAGUAUAACUUCACGUCUAGUUGGCGGCUGAAUGACGUCUUCGAUUACUUCACAUUCUUGCUUGUCUUCUUCUGCUUCUCCAUCUGGGUCUCUCAAUAAAAGUUUGUCGUCGCUUAUUUUCAAUGUCUCAUAUGAAAGAGGUAUUCGUUAUUGUCAAUGUACUCAUUCGCAGUAAUUUCUGACGCAAUCGAACUUUCACCUCGUGCUCUGAGCCUAUCAGCCAGUGCUUGAAAUGUAUCGUCGGCAUGUUUUGCCGAUUAUAAAAAUGAUUUCCCACCAGAUUAAGCGAUAAAUGAACACCGAAAAUAAAUAAACAAAGAUAACAGAUGAAAAAUUAAUGAAAAUAUCGUUAUAUCUAGGGUAAUUAUGAUGAAGGGACCUAAAAAUUGGUUCGUAAUAACGAGAGUUCGUUAUAUCAGGGGUUCGUUAUACCGAGAGAAUCUGUAAGGAGUUUGUUAGGCAGAAUCCAAGGGACCAAACAUUAAGUUUGUUAUACCGGAAAGUUCGUUUUAUCCGGGGUUCGUUAUAUCGGGAUUCCACUGUAUGUGCAAGCAAAUAUAUGUCUUGAUUCAAACGGAGAAACAUUUUUAUAUUUAAAUGACUUACUUCGUUUCAAAGU
Molecule: messenger RNA, 3027 nt
Organism: Rhopilema esculentum
Lineage: Eukaryota; Metazoa; Cnidaria; Scyphozoa; Rhizostomeae; Rhizostomatidae
Molecular function (GO): oligosaccharide binding
Source: RefSeq, a predicted model, not a curated record